Messenger RNA from Linum tenue, 562 nucleotides. The record is from the annotation of a GenBank genome assembly. NCBI's taxonomy places the organism in Eukaryota, Viridiplantae, Streptophyta, Magnoliopsida, Malpighiales, Linaceae.
UAUACCUUUGUCUUCUCUUAGGUUAUAAAGAAUGGAGAGAUGCUCGGAGUAUCACACUUGAGGAACAGAAGAGUGCUGUCUAAUGGGUUUAUAUCUCUUGGAAAGGAGAAUUUGCAGCUGAUGUACAGUGAUGGUGAUAAAGCAUUCGGCACAUCAACUGAGCUCUGUGUCGAUGAGAGGCUAAGAAUCGCCACAGAUGGAAUUAUAAUGGUCAGGAAAGCAAAAGCGAGUCUGAUCAGAGUAGAAGAGGAUGGUCGUAUUUUGAACAAGUAGACAACAUUCUGUCUGAUCGUGAGCCAACCGCCACGGCCACAAAAUGAUCGAUUCAUUGAGGGGACUUUGCAACCUCUGCCAGCGGAGAAUGAAUCCUUGACAACUAUGGAAACAGUACAUCAGUGUAUGUAGAAAUCCAAGCAUGCAUCAGCACGAAAUUCCUUGCUUCAGAUGAGAAGGAUAAAGAAGGAAGUCGGCCAUCCCUAUAGCAAGAGGGUAGAAGUUUGGCAAGUCUUACGAUAAUUGAUUUUGAUAUAGAAAUUAGUUGAAAAGUCUGAUUAUUUCCUUA